Molecule: messenger RNA, 2154 nt
Organism: Gopherus evgoodei (Goodes thornscrub tortoise)
Lineage: Eukaryota; Metazoa; Chordata; Testudines; Testudinidae
Gene: SLC35D2
Product: solute carrier family 35 member D2
Exons: 12
Coding region: 644-1621 (325 amino acids)
Cellular component (GO): Golgi apparatus
Molecular function (GO): antiporter activity; GDP-fucose transmembrane transporter activity
Source: RefSeq, a predicted model, not a curated record
AAUUACUAAACUCUAGAUCUGAACGUCCUUUUCUAUUUUUUUUUAAAUCAUACCUACAGGCCCCCUGCUUACAUGCACCUUUAUGUGCAUUUCACACAAACGUACGAGUGAAUAUGUAUCUUUGAGAGAGAGGAAGGCAAAGAAGCCCACCUGCCUGGGACGCAGGAGGAAACCAAUCAGCUCGUGUCAGUCACCCCAGUGCUGAGCCAGGACUGAUGAGGUGCUUGCUAGUCAAUCUACCCAUUUUUUCCACGCGACAGCCUACGAGCUGGAGCUGCUGUUCUGAGCACCUCCCUGCUGCGGGGCUCCAUCCACUCAGGGGCUCAGCCUGAACCCGUGCAGCGCACCUGAACGAUGAGACCUUGAGCCCGAGCGCGCCCUGCCCCAGCCACACGCCGCCGAGGUUUCAGCAGGAGAGAGACAGAGGCAGCAGCGAGGCGCCCCGCUGAGCAGGGAGGGAGGGGACUGACUGGGCACGAUCUCUUCCUGUUUCGCUGCCUUGGUGCUGAGGAGGGAGGGGCUGGGGCGGCCGCACUUGCCCUGGGUGCUGCUGCGGGGUGGGCAUGUCCCGGGACGCGGCUCGCCGCUUUCCAGUGCCUGGGUUUUGCUGUUUGUGGCACAGGCACGUUGCACGUACGAGGAGAUGAGCGCUAGGCAAGCCGAGGAGGAGCCUGCUGCGGCCCAUCCGCCGCUGCCCAGGCUGCUUUCCGCCUUCUUCUAUGGAACCUGCUCUUUCCUCAUCGUCCUGGUGAACAAGACCGUGCUGACCACUUACCGAUUCCCAUCUCCAAUGGUUCUUGGAAUUGGACAGAUGGCAACAACCAUACUUAUUCUGUAUGUGUCAAAAUUAAAUAAGAUUAUUCAUUUCCCUGAUUUUGACAAAAGUAUCCCUGUGAAGUUGUUUCCUCUGCCUCUGCUUUAUGUUGGAAAUCACAUAAGUGGAUUAACAAGCACCAGCAAACUAAGUUUGCCGAUGUUUACAGUGCUCAGGAAGUUUACCAUUCCACUUACAUUACUGCUGGAAAUCAUCAUACUUGGGAAACGAUAUUCACUGGGUAUUAUAGUCAGUGUAUUUACCAUCAUUCUUGGGGCUUUCAUAGCUGCUGGAUCAGAUCUCUCUUUUAAUUUGGAAGGCUACACCUUUGUGUUACUAAAUGAUAUCUUCACAGCAGCAAAUGGAGUAUACACUAAACAGAAAAUGGAUCCAAAGGAGCUGGGAAAAUAUGGAAUCCUUUUCUAUAAUGCUUAUUUUAUGGUGAUACCCACAAUGAUUAUUAGCUUCUCCACUGGAGACCUUCAGCAGGUCAUAGAUUUCAAGUACUGGACAAAUUUUUUUUUUCUCUUUCAGUUUCUUCUCUCCUGCUUCAUGGGGUUUCUCUUAAUGUAUUCUACAGUCUUAUGCAGCCAUUACAAUUCUGCACUUACGACAUCAGUGGUUGGUGCAAUCAAGAAUAUAUCCAUUGCUUAUAUUGGAAUGUUGGUUGGUGGAGACUACAUAUUCUCUAUAUUAAACUUUAUAGGGCUAAAUAUUUGCAUGGCAGGAGGACUGAGAUAUUCAUUUUUAACAUUACGAGACCACAACAAGUCUAAGCAGCCUACAGAUGUAGAAAACACAUCUUGAUUCAAAGAGCUAGCAAAAAUGAAUAAUGUGAAAUGCAGUGAAGAUGCAAGCUCACUAAACAGCACUACCAUGAAGUUAAUCAAGCACGUGCAGCACGAAUGUAUCUGAAAUGAGAAAACUGUACCUCAGUUACCAUUGCGCACACACAUCUUAUAGACUCAAAAGUGUUCUUACACACAGUGUCGCAACUUAUUUUUGUUUUAUUCUUUACACCAAGACUGACUUAUAAUAUGGGAACAUCUAUCCAAAGUAAUUGGCUAGUUGUAACUGUCUUUAUUCUUCUUGCCAUUGACAAUAUUUGUACUCAGCCAAUUCUUAAAUUUCUUACUCAGUUUUCAUCAAUCUUUGUGAGGCAAAACUCCCAGUAAAGACAAUGGGGGCUUGAUUCAUUUCUAUUCUGUACCUUGCAGACUUGUUUACAUCUACAAAGAGGGUGUACAAUGCUACCAAAUCAAAAUGGUUUUACACCCACUUUGCACUAGUGUAAAUGACUUUACAACUGGAUCCUGGCUCACUACAAAAGCAGUUUUCCC